UGGGCACCACCUACGGUCAUAUCUGACUGCUUGCCGCCUAAAGAAGCCCGGAGAGAAGAUGGGGCUGAUUAUGUGCUGUCAUGGAAGUGCUUUGAGCUUGUUCUCCUCUUUCCGUGGACACUCCGACUCCCCGUGGCAGCCAGACGCUGGAGGUGAGGGGGACGCUAGGAAACGAAGAGAAGACAUUGUGACAGGGCGCUUUAAACGUGAGGAAGGAUGAGUUGGCUGACCGUGCUCCUGUGUGCAGCAGCUGCAGGUGUGUGCGGCGCAGGGCUCGCCAACGUGACAUCAGCAGUGUGUCGUCACCCGUGUGAAGACGCGGUGCAGAUGUUCGCCGAGAUCCACGACAUGCGUCUCAUCACCGGGAACCUUCUAGAAGAUCUGGACAGAGUGUUGAAAGAAAACGAAGAGAUGCGCUUAACUUUGGCCGCACUUGGCGGAAUCGGCAGCGAAAACCAGCUCGGCAGAGACGGCGAGAUGUUGUGCGUGCAGGACGGACGGGUGUACGAGCACGGCGAGGACUGGGACGUGGACGGCUGCACAUCCUGCGCCUGUCAGUACGGAAGGGUGCUGUGUCAUCAAGCGUCCUGUUCUCCCGUGGCCUGCAUCAACCCGACCUUUGAGGAGGGCGAGUGCUGCCCCGCCUGCCUCAACGAAACGGACGGGUGGUCGAUGUGGUCCGAGUGGACCGAGUGCUCGGCGACCUGCGGGCGUGGAUGGAAGCGACGGGGCCGGUCGUGCGACGGCGACGCGGGGUCCUGCCCUGGGGCGUCGGUUCAAACCCGCGGCUGCACGCUGAUCAAGUGCGCUGGCGACGCGCACGCUGAUGGGAGCUGGGGGCCGUGGUCGCCAUGGUCUCCGUGCACCGCCACGUGCGGACAGGGCGACGUCACGCGGGUCCGACUGUGCGACGAUGCGCCACUGCGAAAGGGAGGCAGAGGGUGCCGGGGCAUCGCCAUGGAGACGCAACCUUGCAACAAUGCACUCUGCCCAGUUGCAGGAGGCUGGGCGGACUGGUCGGAAUGGGGUCUGUGCUCCAAGUCGUGCGGGGGAGGCCUGUUGAGUCGGGAGAGGACGUGUUCCAACCCUGCACCCCAGUAUGGCGGUAGGCUAUGCGCUGGAGACGCUACGGACUACCAAGCGUGCAGCAAACAACCAUGCCCUUUAGACCCGUGUUUGCUGUCGACUCCGUGCUUCCCCGGCGUGGCGUGCUCCUCGCGAAGUGACGGCUCCUGGCAAUGCGGGCAGUGUCCGCUGGGUUCCCACGGCAACGGCACUCACUGCGAAGACGACGACGAGUGUGAGGUGGCGGGCGUGUGCGUUACCGAGUGCGUGAACACGGACCCUGGCUUCUUCUGUCUCCCGUGUCCUCAUCGUUACAAAGGCAACCAGCCCUUCGGCCUCGGGCUAAAGGAGGCUCAAAGGAACCGUCAGGUGUGCGAGCCGCACAACCCGUGCAGAGACAACACACACACCUGCCACAAGCAUGCAGACUGUGCGUACCUGGGCUUGGCGUCGGAGGUCCUGUACAAGUGUGUGUGCGCGGUCGGCUUUGCCGGCGACGGUUUUCUCUGUGGCGAAGACGGCGAUCUGGACGGCUGGCCCAACCACAGACUGACCUGCAAAAGGAACGCCACGUAUCACUGUCAAAUGGACAACUGUCCCGCGGUGCCAAACUCGGGACAGGAGGACCUGGACAAGGACGGGCGAGGCGACGCCUGCGAUCCCGACGACGAUAAUGAUGACAUCGUUGAUGAACAAGACAACUGCCCGCUGGUGUACAACCCUCGACAGUUCGAUACCGACCGGGAUGGCGUCGGGGAUCGCUGUGACAACUGUCCCUUUGAAAGCAACUCGCUGCAGACGGAUACCGAUGGCGACGGCGAGGGGGACGCCUGCAGUAUUGACAUCGACGGAGACGAGGUUCCGAAUAAUCGUGACAACUGUCCAUAUGUCUACAACACUGAGCAGAGAGACACCGACUUAGAUGGUGUCGGGGACCAGUGUGACAACUGUCCACUUCUGCACAACCCACAGCAGCUGGACUCUGACAGCGACCUGGUUGGCGACAUGUGCGACGACAACCAGGACGUGGAUGAGGACGGCCACCAGAACUCUGUGGACAACUGUCCCUACGUGGCCAACAGCAACCAGGCCGAUCACGACCGGGACGGUAAAGGGGACGCCUGCGACCACGACGACGACAACGACGGCGUCCCCGACGACAGGGACAACUGCAGGCUGGUGGCCAAUGAGAAGCAGUCGGACACUGACGGCGACAGCAGCGGAGACGCCUGCUUUGAUGACUUCGACAACGACAGCGUUCCAGACGCGCUGGAUCCCUGUCCUCUCAACCAAGACAUCAAGUCGACGGACUUUCGGAAGUUUCAGGUGGUUCUGUUGGACCCUAAAGGCACCGCCCAGUCCGAGCCGCUGUGGGUGAUCCGGAGUCAGGGCACCGAGCUGCUGCAGACCACCAACUCUGACCCUGGCAUCGCUUUAGGAUAUGACAAGUUCAACGCCGUGGACUUCAGCGUGACCUUUUACGUGAACACCAACCGAGAUGACGACUACGCCGGCAUCGUUUUUGGCUAUCAGUCUAGUCGACGCUUCUACGUGGUCAUGUGGAAGCAGGUGUCGCAGGCCUACUGGGAAAAGAGACCAUCCAAAGCUUUCGGGACAGCGGGGGUCUCCAUUAAACUAGUCAACUCCACCACAGGGCCGGGGGAAUAUCUGCGCAAUGCUCUGUGGCACACCGGCAACACCCGCAACCAGGUGCGAACAUUGUGGCACGACCCCAACAAAACGGGCUGGAAGGACUUCACCGCCUACCGCAUGCACCUCAUCCACAGACCCAAGACGGGGUUCAUCAGGGUGGUGGUCUACGAGGGGAGAGAGAUCCUGUCGGAUUCGGGCGCCGUGUACGACCACACCUUGGCCGGGGGCCGACUGGGACUUUUCGUCUUCUCUCAGGAACACGUCCUAUUCUCUGACCUCAGAUACGAGUGCAGAGAUAACUAAAAAGGUUGCGGGGGCGCUCGAGUGCCGUCUGAGACCAUCUAGACCAGGUGUGUCAAACUGGUUUUCAUUGAGGGCCACGUCGCAGUUAUGGUUGCCCUCAGAGGGCUGCUUUUAAGAGAGAGAAUAAUAUACAGUAUGAAUAUAAAACGUGUAUAAUUGUCUUUUCUACGUACGCUGUACAAAACCAAAUCUUUAGAGUGUACUGUAGAAAACUGGCAGCUCAGUCGCCACAAUUUUACCGUAAUAUUUGCAGGUUUUUUUUACAGCAUAUAAAAUAAAAAAAUACAAAACCCGUUUCCGUAUGAGUUGGGAAAUUGUGUU
Nerophis lumbriciformis (worm pipefish) is the source of this 3342-nucleotide messenger RNA. RefSeq names its product thrombospondin-2-like. The record is from RefSeq and is a predicted model, not a curated record. Gene Ontology annotation, molecular function: calcium ion binding; protein binding. NCBI's taxonomy places the organism in Eukaryota, Metazoa, Chordata, Actinopteri, Syngnathiformes, Syngnathidae. Gene Ontology annotation, cellular component: extracellular region. Gene Ontology annotation, biological process: cell adhesion; negative regulation of angiogenesis.